AUGACAAGACCAGUCGGACCAGCUGUGGAUUCCUAUCCUGCCAAACUACCACCAUCAACCUCUUUUACAGGUCGCUCAGUUCGUCUCGAAAAGCUAGACCCCCGUCACACUGAUGACCUGUACGAGGCCAUUGGCCUGCCAGAGUACGGCGCGCUAUGGAACUAUAUCGCCGAUGGACCAUUCCAAGACAAGGAAGCAUUCAUCCCAUAUAUCGAACGAAUCUCCAAGUCGCAAGAUCCAUAUCUUUAUGCUUUGAUCGACCAAAAAAGCAACAAAGCUAUGGGAUUCUUCUCGCUCAUGCGCAUUGAUCAGCCAAACCGCGUCGUCGAGAUCGGCUUCGUGGUAUUUUCACCUCUACUACAGCGCACAACCGCCGCAACAGAGGCCUUCUACCUCAUUACCAGUACUGUGUUCAAUGAUCUGGGGUACCGACGCUUUGAGUGGAAGUGCAAUGACCUGAAUGAGGCUUCUAAGAAGGCUGCUGUCCGCUUUGGGUUCAAGCCGGAAGGUGUCUUUCGUCAGCAUAUGAUAGUUAAAGGCCAGAAUCGUGAUACGGCCUGGUUUUCAAUUCUUGACUCCGAGUGGCCUGCUUUGUCUGAGUCUUUUGAAAAGUGGUUGGAUCCGCAGAAUUUCGAUGCUGAGGGAAAGCAGCGCUCUACACUGGUGGCUUUUCGGGGGAACUGA
This is a messenger RNA of Penicillium malachiteum, 684 nucleotides long. RefSeq names its product GNAT family N-acetyltransferase. Gene Ontology annotation, molecular function: protein-N-terminal-alanine acetyltransferase activity; protein N-terminal-serine acetyltransferase activity. The record is from RefSeq and is a predicted model, not a curated record. The transcript has a single exon. Bases 1 to 684 code for a protein of 227 amino acids. NCBI's taxonomy places the organism in Eukaryota, Fungi, Ascomycota, Eurotiomycetes, Eurotiales, Aspergillaceae.